Messenger RNA from Schistocerca americana (American grasshopper), 2405 nucleotides. RefSeq names its product nucleoside diphosphate kinase 7 (gene nmdyn-D7). Gene Ontology annotation, biological process: UTP biosynthetic process; CTP biosynthetic process; GTP biosynthetic process. NCBI's taxonomy places the organism in Eukaryota, Metazoa, Arthropoda, Insecta, Orthoptera, Acrididae. Bases 84 to 1292 code for a protein of 402 amino acids. Gene Ontology annotation, molecular function: ATP binding; nucleoside diphosphate kinase activity. The record is from RefSeq and is a predicted model, not a curated record. Gene Ontology annotation, cellular component: centrosome. The transcript has 11 exons.
CGUAGUAAAUAAACGUAGUGGCGGUGAAGAGAAGUGUUGGUUUGUGAUAGUGGUGUAAAUAAGUUUCUUUCAAUAAAGUGAAUAUGUUUUCUGGAAACCUCCGGUUUUUGUUAAUGAUAGCUUUCAUGUUGUUUGAACAGACAGGUGAUGAUGGAGUUCGCUACUCAUUCAUUGCAGAGUGGUUUGACAAUGAAUCGCAGACACUAAGAAAAUUUUAUUUAAUGUACUUCACAGCUGAUGACACUGUGGAGCUGUUUGAUAUUAAAAAUAACAACACUUUCCUGAAAAGAACGAAAUGUGAAGGAGUUAGUGCAAAGGAUAUUUACAUUGGAGCCAUCAUAACAAUUUUUUCUCGGCAGAUGAACAUAACAGACUUUGCUGAUAACUUCACAAGAGAGAAGUUUGGUAAAACAUUACAGAAGACUUUUGGAAUGCUGAAGCCUGAUGUGGCUGAUAAAUAUGGUGAAAUACUGAAAAUGAUUUAUGCAAAUGACUUUAAAAUAACAAAAUUGAAGAUGGCACGCCUUACAAAGGAACAAGCACAGGAGUUUUAUAAAGAACAUGAGGGAAAACCAUUUUUGCCAUUCUUAGUUGAGUUUAUGACAUCAGGACCUGUACUAGCAAUGGAACUAGUUGCGGAAAAUGGUAUAGCCAAAUGGCGCGAAACUAUUGGACCAACAGAUUCUGAGGUUGCCCGUACAAGUGCCCCAGAGAGUGUGAGAGCAAAGUAUGGCAAAGACAAAUCGUACAAUGCUGUUCAUGGAUCUGAUUCAGUAGAAGCUGCUGAAAGGGAGCUUUCCAUCUUCUUCCCUGCGUCCAGUCGUGAUCUUGAUGGAAAGAUGACUCCAAAGACGACAGCAACAUUCAAGAAUUGUACAUGCUGUGUAAUAAAGCCUCAUGCAGUUCAGGAAGGUUUACUGGGUGAUAUCAUAUAUGAAAUUCAAAAAAGUGGUUUCAGAAUUACAGGAAUGCAAAUGUUUUAUAUGGACUAUCCAAAUGCUGAAGAAUUUUAUGAAGUAUACAAAGGAGUUGUCCCUGAAUGCACGGCAAUGGUUAGUCAACUUGUUAGUGGACCAUGUGUAGCUCUUGAAAUUGUUAGUGAUACUCCUGACACACCUAGCAAAUUUCGAGCUCUUGUUGGCCCACCUGAACCUGACAGGGCAAGAGAACUUCGUCCAAAUACUUUACGUGCAAAAUUUGGUAAAACAAAGGUUUUAAACGCAAUCCACUGUUCUGAUUUACCAGAAGAUGGUUUGUUAGAGGUUGAAUACUUCUUCAAGAUUCUGUCAUGAAUGUGUGCUAGUAAUCCAUUUUUCAAACUUCCUUAGAAAAGUAAAUAUGUGGACAAAAUUUUGAAAAAAAAUCAUUGUGGGAUGUUCACUGUGUUGAAUUGAAACAAUUUUGUGGAAGAACUAAUGAUUUAAAUCUGCUUGCCUGAAUGUAUAAAAAAUUCUGCUCUUGCAAGUGAGAGAGAAAUCUAUUUUGCAGUGCUUCCAAAAUGUUGGAAAAUAAUUUUUCCAUAAAGUGAUAAUAAAUUAAUGAAUAUGACAUCUGUUAUUUUAGAUGGUUGAUGUGUGAAGUACAAAAAGUCUUCAACAUUGAAGUAUUUGUGAAACCAUUCCAGUUAUUUUAUAGUUAAGAUUAAUUUAUAGUGAAUCACAUUCUCUCAGGUAUUACCGUGUUUAUGUGGUUUAUGUGUAUAUGCCAUGCCAUAACAGAAUACGCACAGCUUUAUUUUGGAUAUUUGUUUAAAAAAGUAAAGGAGAAGAUGAACAGGAAAGACACAUGCAAUUAUAAAUUUAACACAUACAACGUAUGGUACUAACAUAUCACUGUGUGUAGUUUUUGUAAGAGGUGUAGCAGAGUGGUGUUUGAAUAUUUCUUCAAGGUUCUGUCAUGAAUGUAUGCCAGUGACCCACCUUUCGAACUUCUUCAAAAAGUAAGACCACUUAAUUAAUUAUAGGUAAUUGAAAUCCACUGAUGUAGCACUCCAGCUAAAAAAUGUUUCACCCUUAGUCCUCUGCUUCCAAUGUGGAAUUAUCAGCUUACGCUACUGUGACUAUGCAUGUCUCAUAACUGUUUGCUUAUCACCAUCUCAGUCAAGUACUUAUUAACUAUUUGAUGCUGUUUUGUACACAGAUAUUGUUACAAACACUUCUAUUUAAAGCAACUAAAUGAAUGAUUAAUGAAAUUUGUGCACAUUACACACACAUAAAUAUGAUUUGGAGUUUCUAGGUUUUACGUUAAAAGUAUUUUAGAUUAAAUUUCUAGUCAGAUUUAGUCUUAUAUUAUUUUUAUUUUACUUAUUCAGCUGUGCUGUAAUCAAUCUGUAAUUGUAAUUUCAAAUUAUAAUGCUCUUAUUAGCACAACAAAUGUUUUAUACAGGCAGAAAAAUUAUAUUUGGU